Aspergillus niger is the source of this 2238-nucleotide messenger RNA. RefSeq lists its product as uncharacterized. Lineage: Eukaryota; Fungi; Ascomycota; Eurotiomycetes; Eurotiales; Aspergillaceae. Bases 1 to 2238 code for a protein of 745 amino acids. The transcript has 3 exons. The record is from RefSeq and is a predicted model, not a curated record.
AUGAUGCUGACAGAGCCGUCUUUCUCGUUCAGCUUCAGCUAUCCCAACGGUGAACCUCAGACCCCUACGAGGACUCCCCCGACAACCACAAUCUUUGGCGAUUCCGCUUUUCAGACUCCCAAACUCGAAUCCAGCUUCUUCGAUCCCCGGGUUACCUGGGAUACUUCGGACCCCUAUGCCUCGAGUCCGGAAUUCCUCCGCACGCCCCAGAAGUUUGGGCUGAGCACACCUUCCAUCAACCCUCUCCGGCUGCCGGACACUGCCCCCGACCGACCGACAGACACUGAGGACAAUUCCCGGAAUGGCAAAGCGGCGGAGCAGGACACAGAUACGGCCAAGAGACGUCGUCCGUCGAGGCCACAUGGGCAUGUGGGAGAUGACGGUCCUCGCACGGUAGAUUCAGCCAAAUCUGCUGCGACAAUUCAAACCCCUCCUCCCAGCAGUGCUUCUAGGAAGAAGGUGACGGGGCUUGACGAGGCCACUGGUACAGGUCGACGGCCGUCCGCCUCGAGUAUGGUUGGCGGCCAUUUAGAGACUCCCAGUCGGUUACUGGGGGCUUCCCCACGACUCUUCGGAGAUCUUCAAUCCUCCCCAGACCCAUUCCAGCUAGGAGCAAUCGAUUCUGCAGCCUCUACAUUCUUCCCACAGCAAAGGCUAUUUUGGGACCAUGAUUUCAACCAGCACGAGAGCAAUAUGGGCCUGUCGGCCAGUAACAACCUCGAUUUGUUUGACCUUCAUGCCAAUGACUCCUUCCAUGUCAACCACACCACCGCCCCAGAUUCUCACAUCCCACAAUUGCCCAUAAUCGAAGGGAACACGGACCUCCCCGAUUUCAACAGUAGUACAUAUAACCUCUCCUCUGGGGUGACCACUACCGACGCUGCCCUGUUUCCUGCCCCUUUUUCUACUUCCCCUCGCCGCCCUAUCACAAAAGCAGAAGAUCCAGCGCUGUUUCUGAGCUCCCCUGCACGCCGAUUUGGUGGGCUGCAGCCGACUCCCGAGAAGAGGCUCUUUUCCCGACCGACUCGCCAGCCCUACCAUCACCAAACGGAAGAGUCCAAGAGAGAAGAGCUCCGCCGUGCUCGCAGCGUCAACCACCAUAUUCCUGUUUAUGAGGAUGAUGAUGACGAUGACUACACUCCCCGUCAGAUGAGGCCUGCUCUGACUCGUAGCCUAACGCACAGUGCUAUUGCAGGGUCUGCCAGCCGAUCGGCGUCUGGGUGUAUGAUGGCUUCCAACGGAAUCCGGAAGAGUCCCUCCAAGGGUCGCUCGUCGCCUAUCAAGCCCAUUCGUCAUCAGCUGUCGAGGGCAAACUCGGUGGCUGCUAGUCUGCCCAGACGCUCUCAGUCUGUAGUCCUCAAAAUAGGGAAAGACGGUAGAGCUAAGGCGGAAAUGCAACCUGUGCCCGAGGCAUCCACCGGCUUGACGGACCCCCUCACAGGAAUGGACUUGGAUGGCUCGACCACGGAAAGCGAGUAUGACUCGGUGGACUACUGUGAAUACCCACUUGUCCCCAGCCGCAACCCUUCGUUUGCCUUUUCCGACGCCAGUGGUGCGACGAUUGCUCGUAGUGACUGUGGUUCACGGCCCCAUUCGAAGGGUUCCUAUACCUCUACGGCAGCGUCGUCCUCGGGACGAGCAUCGCCAUGGGCUGACGCCGGUCGAGGGCCUUCCAGGCGACCACAGUACAAGCCUACUCUGGAUGACUGGAAGCGCACCCCGAAGAAGCAGUUGACAACGCUACACUCAGACCUGUCAUACCUCAGUGCCGGUUCCCUAGGCGAGCCUUUUGCUGAUCCCGAGGACGACAGCGGUGACGCCCAGCAUGCACUCCGGAAGGUCCUUCAAGAGAGAGGUCGGAUCCCUCGUCCGCACACUGUGAGCUACGGGUCACGGAUCAGCCGUUCUGCUCGCUCUCUCGCCCACCUCCGAUCGUCCCCGCCACGAUUUGGUGCAGAGCUUGACCUCAGCUCACGAACCACGAACACAUCGCCCACGACCAUGACCGACCCCGACAUAGCCACCCCCGUCACCGACCGCUUCAGCAACCCCAGCAAUGGGACCCGGUGUGUCUGCAAUUCCAUGGACAAUGGUGGCCACCUCAUGAUCCAAUGCGAAUCAUGCAGUCACUGGUUGCAUACCAAGUGCGUCGGACUGGAGCGGGCCAACCUGCCAUCCGUAAUCAUCGGGUCCGAGUGCCUGUCGGGGCUCCUGGACACGCACCCACCUCGCCUCUAG